Messenger RNA from Neolamprologus brichardi, 521 nucleotides. Lineage: Eukaryota; Metazoa; Chordata; Actinopteri; Cichliformes; Cichlidae. The record is from RefSeq and is a predicted model, not a curated record.
CGUAUGGAGACACAGCUCGUCUCAUCAGCUCUGAGUGCUCUGACUCUGGACCUCAGUGUCUGCAGUUCUGGUACCAUAUGUAUGGCUCAGCAGAUACAAUGGGCCUCCAUGUUUACCUGCUCCAAAACAGAAUAGCCAAUCAGAUUUGGAGGAAGCAGAAUGACCAAGGAAAUAUGUGGCACCUGGCUCAAGUGGACAUUGAACCAACCACACCUUUUCAGAUCAUUAUUGAGGGGCGCAGAGGAUCCAAUGAUGAGUCAGAUGUGGCCAUAGAUGAUUUGAAGCUUUAUCAGGGCCGCUGCUUAGAUCUGGUAGGUGGAAUUACAACACAAUCAGCUAGACCUGAUCUUAAUACCAUGGCGCCCCCAAGUGUCCCUGUCCAAACCACUGCAGCUCCACAGCCUCCUAUGCUCACUACUACCUUCCAACCAGCGAUAAUAGAAAACCGGACACCUCUGCAGCCAGGGUACUGUGGCUUCUUUCUACAGCCCAAAGACAUGCAGUUAGUGGGGUUAGGUUAA